This is a messenger RNA of Quercus lobata, 904 nucleotides long. Its product is annotated as glutathione S-transferase L3-like. The record is from RefSeq and is a predicted model, not a curated record. The transcript has 10 exons. The coding region runs from base 62 to 817 and encodes 251 amino acids. Lineage: Eukaryota; Viridiplantae; Streptophyta; Magnoliopsida; Fagales; Fagaceae. Gene Ontology annotation, biological process: protein glutathionylation. Gene Ontology annotation, molecular function: glutathione transferase activity.
UGUUGGAGGUACUGCUCUAAACUGUGUUGGAGAUGAGUGUUUUAGGAUUUCCUUGUACGUGAUGGCUGCUUUAACAGCUGCCAGCUUGGUUCCCUGCGGGUUCCUUUGGAGGACAUUCUUGACUGUGAAUGAGCACCUUCCCACACCCUUGGAUGCCAUUUCUGAACCACCUCCACUGUUUGAUGGAACUACAAGGUUGUACCCCAAUUAUGCAUGCCCAUUUGCACAGUGUGUGUGGAUCACCAGGAACUAUAAGGGAUUACAUGACAAGAUUAAACUAGUUCCAAUUGACCUUCAAAACAGGCCUGCUUGGUACAAAGAGAAAGUCUACAAUGUGAACAAGGUACCCGCAUUGGAACACGAUGGCAAAAUCAUUGGGGAGAGCCUUGAUUUGAUUAAAUAUGUAGACAGCAAUUUUGAAGGGCCUUCUCUUCUCCCCAAUGAUCCUGCUAAAAAAGAGUUUGCUGAGGAAUUUAUAGCCUUCAUUGAUUCCUUGAUCAACAUGACAGUGCACAAAUCAUUCAAAGGAGACACAGUCAAAGAAGCCGGUCCUGAUUUUGACCAUCUGGAGAAUGCUCUUCACAAAUUUGAUGAUGGGCCUUUCUUCCUUGGUCAUGAGUUCAGUUUAGCGGACAUAGCUUGCAUCCCGUUUGUUGAAAGUUUCCAAAUCUUAUCUUCAACCUUGUGGAAUUAUGACAUCACUACAGGAAGGCCUAAACUUGCUAGGUGGAUCGAGGAGUUAAACAAGAUCGAUGCUUAUAAGACAACAAAGGCGGAUCCCAAAGUGGCUCUUGAAUCAUAUAAGGCCUGCAUUUAGGGAUUAUAUGGCAAGAUUAAAGUAGUUCCAAUUAACCUUCAAAAUAGGCCUGCUUGGUACAAAGAGGAAGUCUACCCUGAAAACAAG